AUGAAUAAUUGUGUUUUUAUAAUUUUCUCAUAUCUCUUACUAUUCAUUGUGACUACAACUGCCAGCCAAUUGGUAGCAGUGGGAGAAGGAGGUGAUGAUACUAAUAAUGGUGUUAUGAAAAAAAAGUGUUGGGAUAAGGAGAGAGAUGCUCUCCUUCUUUUCAAAGCUCCCCUUCAAGAUAACCCCAUUGAUACUCUCUCUACAUGGACAGAAGAAGAUGAUGAAUGCUGUAAAUGGAGUGGAGUAAUUUGUAGCAACCCAACCGGUCAUGUCACAGGGCUUGAUAUCAAAGGCUAUGAUCUCAGAGGUGAGAUUAGCCGUUCAUUGCUAAACUUAACCUACUUGGAUUAUCUUGACCUUUUCUACAAUUCUUUACAUGGAACCAUUCCCACUUUCAUUGGUUCUUUGACUCGAUUAAGAUAUCUUGAUCUUUCUUACAAUAAUCUUAAUGGAACCAUUCCCAGGUCCAUUGGUUCCUUGUCUGAAUUAAGGCACCUCAACCUCGGCCGCAAUAAUCUUAAUGGAACCAUUCCCACCUACAUUGGUUCCAUGACUCGGUUAAGGCACCUUGAUCUUUCAUCUAACUCUCUUUAUGGAACCAUACCUCCAGAGUUUGGAAACCUCACCAACUUGCAACAACUUAACCUUAGAUCUGAUAAUGGAGGAUUUAGAGUUGAAAACAUAGAGUGGUUAUCUCAUCUCUCUCAUUUGGAGGAACUUUAUAUGGAUGGGAUUUCCCUCUCCAAACAAAAUCACUGGGUAAAUGUAAUUCUGAGUCUCCCAAAACUAUCAAUUUUAAGUUUACAGGGGUGUGAGCUGUCACAGGUCAUGUAUCCAUAUUCUUCAUUUCUCAACUCUUCUUCUUCAUCUAUUGAGUCCCUUUAUCUCGUAAACAACAGUCUCACCUCAUCCAUGUAUCGUUGGUUGUUCCCAUUGACAAGCAAUAAGCUUCACGAACUUUCUCUCUCUUACAACAUGUUAGAUGGAAUACCCAAGUAUCUUGGUAACCUCUGUAGUUUGGAAACUUUGUACUUUGAUAAUAACUCUGCUGUUGUCAAAUUUCCUGAUUUUCUCAACAACUUGUCUGGAUGCACAUCCAAUGCAUUAAAACGCUUGUCUGCUUCCUAUAACCAAUUUACAGGGUCAUUGUCCCGUGAGAUCCGAAAGUUUUCAUCCCUAGAACACUUGGAUUUAUCUAAUAAUCUGUUAAAUGGAAAUAUACAUGAUCUUUUCGAUACUGGAAUUUCAGACACAACUCCUCAGGAGUUUGCAUACAUGUGGCCUUCUCAAUUAAAAUAUCUGAAUCUCUCUUCCAACAACAUUAGCGGUAAAGUACCAGAUUUAUCAUCAAAUUUUGCCAACCGUUCAGUGAUUGAUUUGAGUUCAAACAGCUUUUCUGGUCCAGUGCCGAAUGUUCCUUCCACUUUGUCAUCACUAAAUCUUUCCAAAAACAAAUUCUCUGGGGGAAUCUCAUUUAUAUGCCAAAUAGUUGAUGGUUUCCUAUCAUUUCUUGACCUCUCUCAUAACUCAUUAAGCGGAAAACUCCCGGAUUGUUUAUGGCAUUUCAAACACCUCGAAGUUCUUAAUCUUGGACACAACAAUCUCUUUGGAAGGCUUCCUCCCUCUAUCGGAUCUUUGAUAGAACUCAAGGUGUUGUAUUUAUACAAGAACGACUUCUCUGGAGACUUGCCUUUGCCUUUAAAGAAUUGCACAAGUUUAAUCUCAUUGAAUUUGGGGGCCAACAAGUUUUCGGGUAAUGUGCCUGUCUCAAUUGGGGAAAACUUAACAGGGUUGUAUGUUCUUAUUCUAAGAUCAAACAACUUCUUUGGAACCAUCCCUUUACAGUUAUGUCAAUUAGCAAAUCUUCAAAUUCUCGACCUGUCAUUGAACAACCUCCAUGGAACCAUCCCAUCAUGUCUGAGUAAUCUUACGAGGAUGGUUCAACCAGGAUUCACACAAGAUGCAGAAUAUUACAGAUUUAUAACCGAUCGUUUAUAUAGAGUGGAGACAUAUGUUGACCACGCAAUGAUUAAGUGGCAAGGAGAUGAACGUGAAUUCAUUAGCACUCUGAAAUUGUUGAAGAUCAUUGACCUGUCAAGCAACAAUUUAACAGGACAAAUGCCAUAUGAAAUUACCAAUCUUUAUGACUUGAUUGCUCUGAACUUGUCAAAGAACGCUCUAUCUGGAGAGAUUCCACAGAAAAUUGGUGAGAUAAAAAACCUUUUGACUUUGGAUUUAUCUAGAAACCGUUUUUCAGGGAGGAUACCAUCAAGCAUGUCUCAGAUGAGUUUACUGAAUGACCUAGACUUGUCAUUUAAUAACUUGUCUGGGAGAAUCCCAAUCAGCACUCAACUUCAAUCCUUUCAACCUUCAAGAUACAAUGGAAAUGCACGUCUAUGUGGACCUCCCCUUACCAAAAGUUGUCCUGGAGAUGAAGAAUCAAAAGCACCACCUCUUAUUGGUAAAAGUGAGGGCGAUGAGGAAGACAUAGAUGAACUCUGGGGAUGGUUUUAUAUUGGUGGGGGAAUGGGUUUUGCUACUGGAUUUUGGAUAAAAAUGCCACCGCGCAAAUCUAACAGACGUUUCAACAACACAACAACAACACCGCCACCACCACCACCGCCACCACCCACACCGAUGGAUAUUGUUGUCUUUCAAGUUGCUAUAACAGCUGAUGUAACCGCUGCCAUAGCAUAG
This is a messenger RNA of Lactuca sativa (garden lettuce), 2697 nucleotides long. RefSeq names its product receptor-like protein EIX2. The record is from RefSeq and is a predicted model, not a curated record. Gene Ontology annotation, molecular function: protein binding. Lineage: Eukaryota; Viridiplantae; Streptophyta; Magnoliopsida; Asterales; Asteraceae.